Panicum hallii is the source of this 1137-nucleotide messenger RNA. RefSeq names its product adenylylsulfatase HINT3-like. The record is from RefSeq and is a predicted model, not a curated record. Gene Ontology annotation, molecular function: adenylylsulfatase activity. Gene Ontology annotation, biological process: purine ribonucleotide metabolic process; sulfur compound metabolic process. The transcript is spliced from 7 exons. NCBI's taxonomy places the organism in Eukaryota, Viridiplantae, Streptophyta, Magnoliopsida, Poales, Poaceae. Bases 40 to 687 code for a protein of 215 amino acids.
GGGCCCACACCCCGCUCCCAGAAGCGCCCCGCGCCCGAAAUGUCGCCGCCGCGGCGCCUCGCCGUGCUCUGCUCCCACCUCCGGCCCGACGGCCCGGCGCCGUCCGCCGGGGAACAGUCGGAGGCGGCGGUGGCGUCGGCCGUCUCGACGUCCACGUGCGCCAGCGGGGGAGGCGCGGCGACCGGGGGCGAUGGCGGUGGGGACGGGGACUCGGCGGGCUGCGUGUUCUGCCGCAUCAUAAGCGGCGAGGCGCCGGCGUAUAAGGUCUACGAAGAUGAUGUAUGCCUCUGCAUAUUGGAUUCUCAUCCAUUGGCUCCUGGGCAUUCCUUAAUCAUUCCAAAACACCAUUUUCCAUCCCUUGAAGCAACUCCACCGCCCGUGGUUGCAGCCAUGUGUUCCAAAGUGCCAUUUCUUAGCAAUGCAAUUAUGAAGGCUACUGAAUGUGAUUCAUUCAACUUGGUAGUCAAUAAUGGAGCAGCUGCGGGACAAGUAAUUUUUCAUACGCAUUUCCACAUCAUUCCACGUAGAUCUGGUGAUAAGUUAUGGCCUACUGAGGUAACGAGCUUUAGAAGGCGCUCCAUCGAGCCAAACGAGACCUCAGGUCUUGUGAGCUGCAUCAAGGAACAGCUAUGUUCUACGCUUGAAGGCUGCAAGACUGAAGCAUCUUCAUUGCUCAAGAAACCAUGACACAAAGCCGUGGCAGUCCAGUACAUAUAUAAUGCAAUCCAGACAGCUGCUCCAGCCAUAUAAUGGGAUUCACUGCGUGCCCAAUGCAAUCUGUCUCUAAUACUGAUUGCAUGGUCAUUCUGGGAUUUGGGGUUGCUCGAAAGUUUGUUGUCUGAUUUGUUGUUGGUCUAGUUACAAUGGUGUUAUUAUGCCUGUAAAAAGCCUGAGAAAAUAGCGAAGAGUUGUGUCCCAGAGACACGAUUGGUAGAUGUACAAUCAUUCUUGCCCUCCUUCCCAGUUCAGCGUUUUACCUUACCGUGAAUUGUUGCCUUGCACUGCACCCGUGCGCCUAUUUGACCUGUGAAAGAACUGUAUGGAAGAAGUUGAAGUCAUAAAACAGUUGAGAUCAGAACUGCAAUGCGAGACGAUGAAUUCUAAUUCAGCAAGUCCAGAAUGGGUAAUUAUGCGGAA